AUUACUUGUAUUAUUGCAGGAAUUUUGGCAGUACAGGAAUUUAUUACAAUGCCUAGCGACGUAGAAGUGAAUCCUGGUGAAACAUCGCGUUUGAUCUGCACAGUGAGGAACAGAGGAGGUGAAUGUGCCUGGUUGAAAGAUGGAGUAGUAGUUGGCAGAAUUAACGAGAAAUACAGGUUUCAAAGAGAGCCAGCUGAUGGAGAUUGCAGUAUUGAUGUUCUUAACAGUAAACUCGAAGACGACGACGGAAUGUGGCAGUGCCAGGUGACCCAAGGAUCUCUACAUGAUCCCACUCUGACGUCCGGUGAAGUUAGAUUAACAGUGAGAGAAGCGCCAUUACCUCCCCUCAUCGAAGAUAAUACUAUACAGAUCCAUCCAGGAGAUUCAUUAAAAAUUCGUGCAGGAGAGAGUAAAAGAUUGCAUUGCGUAUCCAGAAGAGGAAAUCCAUCUGCCUUACUUAAAUGGUUUAUAGAAGAUGAAGAUAUAACGUCUAUGUCCAACCAAACAAGUAUUAAAGAUGUCGAUAAGGAAAAAACGUGGCAGGCAACAAGUGUUUUGGAUUAUGUGUUUAAUAAAGGACAUAAUAAAAAUAAAUUGAAAUGUGAAGCUCUUCACGCUGCCUACGAAUCGGGUUCAAAGGAAAUCGAAAUCAAUUUACAAAUUUUAUAUUUACCAGAGAUACGUUUAGAAGGCACACCCACAAAUGACAUAGUGGAAGGUUCAUCUGUAUCAUUGAAAUGCAUAGCAGAUGCCAAUCCUGAAGCGAGUAUCAUUUGGUUGAAGUCUGGAAAUUCAGGAAUCUACGAAAUAAAAGAUCAAAUAGAGUUUAAUUCUAUCAGUCGAGCAGAUUCAGCAGACUAUACUUGUUCAGCUAAAAACGAAAUUGGAGAAAGCGAGAAAUUGACUGUCAAGAUCGAUGUCAAGUAUAAGCCAAAGAUUUUGCAAGUAACUCCUGGCCCCGAAACAACAGUGGCUCUGUAUAACGCUACACGUCUCGAGUGUCACGCCGAAGGAAAUCCACCACCUCGGUAUAUUUGGCUUCAGAAAAUUUCUUCUGAUCCAGUGACGUGGCAAGAAAGAGGUCAUAAUUCAACUUUAUAUAUACACAACGUGACUUAUGCUUAUCAAGGUAUCUAUAAGUGCGUGGCAUCGAAUAUCAUUAAUAAUUUAGAAGAAAAAGUUGACUCGAAUGAAGUUAUUUUGGACGUUACAGGAGCACCCCAGAUUUUGAGAGACGUAGCCAAAACUCAAGAGAAAGUAGUCACAGAGAAAGAUGAGGAUGCUUUCAUCAUUAUUUUCUUUUGUUCUGAUCCAAGCCCUCAAAGAACAUUUUGGGAAUGGGGAAGUCAGAAGUUAGAUACAGGCAAAACUCACGAGAAAUAUAUUGCGGAACCAUUAGUUCCAGAUGAGAUACAACAAGAUUGUUAUCAAGCAAAGUUGAUUGUACAGAAGGUAGACGGAAGUGAUUCAAGAAAAUAUACAUUAAAUAUUGAAAAUGAAAAGGGUCGAGAAUCUCAUGCUGUAGCAUUAAAAGUUAGAGAACCAGUUUCGCUGUCUGUAGUUAUAGGCAUUGUUGUAGGCUGUAUCGCCUUAUUUAUCAUCAUAAUAGUAGUAGUCAUCUACCUCUUGAGGGCAGAAAAAUGGUGUUUUAAUCGCACCAAACAUUCAGGAUUUCCUGUGCCGCAAGACGAAGAAUCUAAACAACCAUCCAUGGAGAAGUUAUAACUGUGUUUCCUUGGGCGUCGAAUCCCAAGGAUGGAGAUCUCCGAAGCGGUAGUGUUGUGUUCAUUACGAACCCUACCAGGGAAUAUGACUCCAGUGUUAAAAAGUGACUCCAGCACUGGCCAAAAGAAGUGUCGUAGACACUGGACACAAACAAUGCAUCACGGACACAAGAAAUCGAUAUGAAGAUUUGUAAAGCUAUGGUGUUUUUUGUGAUCAGCGCAAAACUCACUUCUAUAUUCCUCCCCACAGCCAGCAGACACUUCGGUUCGGUUUAGAAGCUUUUGGAUAUUUUAUUUUAACAUUUGUCUUUAAUUAACCGAGUCGAAGUCAGUCUGGGACUUUUCUGUGAUAGAUAAAUGCUGUAGUUUUGCUUUUCUCUACAUUCUAUAAAAAAAUUGGGUGGUUCUCCGACAACGAAUGUUGUUAUUUAAGCAAAUGUCUUCAUUGUUAUGUAUGCGGUGCCUGAUAUAAAAAAAAGAGAGAGAGAAAAAGUUAAUCUGUCUCUGAUCAUUGAAAAAAUACCUCCGUGUGAUUUAUAUUUAUAUCUACAUAAUAUAUAUAUAUAAAUCACGGUAUUGAAUAAAAUUUUUGUUCAGCCUGUUUGAUAUAAUUGUUAGUAAAAAUUGGUUAUUAAUGCUGAAAUGUGUUAUAUAUAUAUAUCCUAGUAUUUGGUUUUCGAACGAAAAAAAAAAUCUUUAAUCGUGUGUUUGUGGUGUCGGAAAACAGGAAAACCGCUAGUAUCACCUGGUGUACAUUUCAAACAUGUAUCGUUCUAUGUAUGUAGCCUGUAAAGGGAUAUAUGGACCAAAUUUCUUGUGUAUAAAGAUGGACAGAAAUCACUGAGCACUCUUCUUUAUAUAAUUCACAGACUGUAAUUUUUCGAACGAUCACAUCAAGUUUUUUUCUGUACGCCAGGAUGUCUGCCCGAUCCAUGUACAUCUGUUAAUAAACCUUAAUUUAAUGCUAUUGCUCAUUCGAAUAUAAUUAUCAAGUUUUUACAUUUUCUUAUUUUGAUACACGUUGUAAUCCAAUACGCUAAUAUAAAUUGUAAAUUUUGUUUUGAUUUUUUUUUUCAAAAGGAAAAGGGUACUAAAAUUAAUCCUAAAAUGUAGAGUUUAUUUAAAUAAAUUCUAGAUUUUUGGUUAAGAUUUUGAAGGUUUUGAAACUGUGAUAGUACCUGACAAAAUUCAUCUCUAAAAAAACAAAAACAUUUUAGGACUAAGCUUGAUCUGUGAAUUAUGUAUGUCAAAAUGAUUUAAAAGACUGUACUUAAUAAAGACAAUAAAAAUAAAUUCGAAAUAUUGUAAUUAAAAUUAAUGCAUUAAUACUAAAAUAUGUAUAUAAA
Centruroides sculpturatus (bark scorpion) is the source of this 3070-nucleotide messenger RNA. Its product is annotated as hemicentin-2-like. NCBI's taxonomy places the organism in Eukaryota, Metazoa, Arthropoda, Arachnida, Scorpiones, Buthidae. The coding region runs from base 49 to 1725 and encodes 558 amino acids. Gene Ontology annotation, cellular component: cell-cell junction. The record is from RefSeq and is a predicted model, not a curated record. Gene Ontology annotation, biological process: cell-cell adhesion. Gene Ontology annotation, molecular function: cell adhesion molecule binding. The transcript is spliced from 9 exons.